Messenger RNA from Rotaria socialis, 285 nucleotides. The record is from the annotation of a GenBank genome assembly. NCBI's taxonomy places the organism in Eukaryota, Metazoa, Rotifera, Eurotatoria, Philodinida, Philodinidae.
AUGUAUCGCAGGAGAACUUCUUCAAGAUUACUUCGCAGUCUCACUCUAGUACAACGCCAUGCUUAUCCUAUGUUUUAUGAACUCAAUUUCGAAGCCAUUUGUCGAUUUCCUGCGAGUGGCAGUGCUUUCGGGCUAGAGCUUCUCUAUAAUGAUCAUACAGUCAGAGACAACACGUUUUAUAGAAAUGAUGGUUCAUCAGUCGGCUCAGAACGAAGUUGGUGGCUUAAUCCAUUGCCAAGUAGUCAUCAUUUUGUAUGCUCGCGAUCAGAAACAGUAUAUACCUAA